Molecule: messenger RNA, 2034 nt
Organism: Thlaspi arvense
Lineage: Eukaryota; Viridiplantae; Streptophyta; Magnoliopsida; Brassicales; Brassicaceae
Source: the annotation of a GenBank genome assembly
GAGAAAAAGAACCCAAAAAUCUCAAAAUGGCUAUCAAUUACUUCCUUCCUCUGUUUCUUUCCCUUAUCAUCUCCUCUGUUUCAGCUAAUUUCCAAAGAGACGUUGAGAUCACUUGGGGAGAUGGACGUGGACAGAUCAAGAACAAUGGAGAGCUCCUCACUUUAUCGCUAGACAAAUCCUCUGGAUCUGGUUUCCAAUCCAAAAACGAGUACUUGUUUGGUAAAAUCGACAUGCAAAUGAAACUCGUCCCUGGAAACUCCGCAGGAACAGUCACAACACUCUACUUGAAGUCACCUGGAACAACAUGGGACGAGAUUGAUUUCGAGUUUCUAGGGAAUCUAAGUGGAGAUCCUUACACACUUCAUACAAAUGUCUACACACAAGGCAAAGGAGACAAAGAGCAGCAGUUCAAACUCUGGUUCGACCCAACAGCUGAUUUCCACACUUACACCAUUCUGUGGAACCCACAACGAAUCAUUUUCACCGUCGAUGGAACUCCGAUUAGAGAAUUCAAGAACAUGGAGUCUGUAGGCACUCUGUUUCCCAAGAACCGACCAAUGAGAAUGUACUCUAGUCUCUGGAACGCCGAUGAUUGGGCCACGAGAGGUGGUUUGGUCAAAACCGAUUGGUCUAAAGCUCCUUUCACUGCCUCGUACCGUGGCUUUAACCAAGACGCUUGUGUUUGGUCAAACGGCAAGUCUUCUUGUCCUAAUGGCUCGAAACAGGGGACUAGUGGCUCGUGGCUGACGCAGCAGCUUGACUCUACUGCUCAAGAAAGGAUGAGAUGGGUGCAGAAGAACUACAUGAUCUAUAAUUAUUGUACGGAUUCGAAGAGGUUCCCUCAAGGUCUUCCUAAAGAAUUAAACAAUACAAGAGUCACAAACGGCGAACUAAACUCCAAAAAGACUAAGAGUAACCUCCCUUGUAUAAAUCCACCCCCAACACACACGGUCCCAAUGAAUGAUUUCAAUUCUCAAUCUUAUCGACACAUAAGCAUGGACCGUUUUACUUUGAUCUUAUCUCUACUCCUCACUCUCCUCUUCUUCGCUCCGGCUUUCGCCGGAACUUUCGACACAGAAUUCGAUAUCACUUGGGGUGAUGGUCGUGGCAAGGUCCUUAACAACGGAGAGCUUCUCACUCUCUCUCUCGAUAGAGCCUCCGGCUCUGGUUUUCAAACCAAGAAAAAGUAUUUGUUCGGAAAAAUCGAUAUGCAGCUCAAACUCGUCCCUGGAAACUCUGCCGGAACUGUCACUGCCUACUACUUGAAGUCGGAUGGUAAUACGUGGGACGAGAUUGAUUUUGAGUUUCUCGGUAAUCUAACUGGUGAUCCGUAUGUGAUGCAUACGAAUGUGUAUACUCAAGGCAAAGGUGAUAGAGAACAACAGUUUAAUCUCUGGUUCGAUCCAACGGCAGAUUUUCACACUUACUCUGUUUUAUGGAACCCUCAUCGUAUUGUUUUCUUGGUUGAUGGAGUUCCGAUAAGACAAUUCAAGAACCUACAACACAGGGGGAUCCCGUAUCCGAAAAUGCAGCCGAUGAGGCUUUACUCGAGUCUAUGGAACGCGGACCAGUGGGCCACAAGAGGAGGUCUUAUUAAGACCGACUGGUCCAACGCACCAUUCACCGCUUCUUACAGGAACUUUAGAGCGGACGCAUGUGUUUCGUAUGGCGGAAAAUCAGCUUGUCCUGCGAGUUCACCAAGAUGGUUCUCUCAAGGGCUUGAUGUAACUGCGGAAGCUAAGAUGAGAGCGGUGCAGAGGAGGUUCAUGGUUUAUAACUACUGUACGGACUCCAAAAGGUUUCCUCAAGGAUUUCCAAAGGAGUGUAGAAUUCCCUAGCUGGUCACUAGCUUCUGCAUCUUGUGUAGUUAAUUAAUGUUUGGUCCGAAACUCCAAAGCUAGUAGUAUCUAGGUUCGUCCAAAAUAUGUAUGUAUUGUGUAUUUAGGGUUUAUGUUAAUCAUAUUCCCAUGUUUCUAUGUAAAUGUUCAGAAUAAAAAUGCGUGUGAAUUAUGAUGGGUUUUUUUCUUCUAACAA